UUUAUUUAUUUAUUUAUUUUUUUACUUUCUUUAGAUCCAUUUUUUACUGCAGAAGUUAACUCCUGCCUGAUAGAGCAUGAUACUGGACCGUGCCGUGGAUAUUUCCCAAAGUUUUAUUACGAUGCCAGAACCGGACAAUGCAAAGAAUUCAUCUAUGGAGGAUGCCAGGGCAAUGGAAAUAGAUUUGAUACAAAGGAAGAGUGCUUGAAGGAAUGCAGUAGUAUGCAAAAAAUAGAGAAAAAUAUUGCUUUAAAUAAUCCAUUUUUUACUGCAGAAGUUAACUCCUGCCUGAUGGAGCAUGAUACUGGACCGUGCCGUGGAUAUUUCCCCAAGUUUUAUUACGAUGCCAAAACCGGACAAUGCACUGAAUUCAUUUAUGGUGGAUGCCAGGGCAAUGAAAACAGAUUUGAUACAAAGGAAGAGUGCUUGAAGGAAUGCAGCAGUAUGCAAAAAAUAGAGAAAAAUAUUGCUUUAAAUAGUAAUGUUGAAGUUUUGGAUUAUAUUAAUAAUAAUGAUAUUUCGAGCAUUAGUACUUUUGAUUUCGAAAAUUCGUAUGCAAGUAUACCACAUGGAAAGAUUAUUGAGAUUUGUGACGGCAUUUAUGAUAGGUAUUUAUUUAAUGAGAAAAUUGAUAAGUCUAAUUGGUUGGAUUUAUUUAAGUUUAAUCUUUCUGAGAAUGUUCUUUAUAAUGGUUUAGAUUUUUAUAAACAAAUUAUUGGAAUUCUACAAG
Messenger RNA from Parasteatoda tepidariorum (common house spider), 730 nucleotides. RefSeq names its product papilin-like. Gene Ontology annotation, molecular function: serine-type endopeptidase inhibitor activity. Lineage: Eukaryota; Metazoa; Arthropoda; Arachnida; Araneae; Theridiidae. The record is from RefSeq and is a predicted model, not a curated record.